Messenger RNA from Carassius carassius (crucian carp), 4135 nucleotides. Its product is annotated as RNA-binding protein 47-like. Gene Ontology annotation, cellular component: nucleus. NCBI's taxonomy places the organism in Eukaryota, Metazoa, Chordata, Actinopteri, Cypriniformes, Cyprinidae. Gene Ontology annotation, molecular function: mRNA binding. The transcript is spliced from 7 exons. The record is from RefSeq and is a predicted model, not a curated record. Bases 436 to 2286 code for a protein of 616 amino acids.
UGAAGGAGACAAGCAGGGGAACAAACAGCAGGGACGGGGAAGUGAAACAGUUUGGAGACAGAAACCAAAAGAGCAAAAGAAGAGAAACUUAAAGUUUUUUCAUCACUCUGGACUGUCAAGACCUGUGAGAACAGACACGAUAACGGGUGAAAUACAGAGAAACAGGGAUGAAUGUGGUUGAUCUGCUGUGCCUUUGAUUAAUGCAACACAUAGAUUCUCUUUGACAGCAACUAAAAGCGCAGACUGUGUGUGUGAGACCGAGAGAUUGACCGAGAGAGACAAGAGGGUAGCUGCUGACGCCAGACAGACAGAAGGCCUGAGUGUGUGUUUGUGUGACUGUGUUAGUGAAACACACACCAGCUGCACUGCUACUCGGACACACAUUAAUUCACCUGAAAAGGCAGACUCCAAUCCUGAUUGGAUGCUUGUCUCAGAAUGACAGCAGAAGACUCCGCCUCUGCCGUUGCUAUGAGUAACCCUAGCCCUUCCUCCUCUUCUAAGGCCUCCUCUGAGCAUCCGCAGCAUCACAGCACCAUCCCAGAGGGAGUGGCUGGUGCCCCCAAUGAAGCUGCCCUAGUGGCCCUGAUGGAGCGAUCAGGCUAUGGUAUGGUGCAAGAAAAUGGACAACGCAAAUAUGGGCCACCGCCUGGCUGGCAAGGCCCCUCCCCUCCACGUGGCUGCGAAAUCUUUGUGGGUAAAAUCCCACGUGAUGUUUACGAGGAUGAGCUGGUGCCAGUAUUUGAGACUGUAGGACGGAUCUACGAGAUGCGCCUGAUGAUGGAUUUUGAUGGGAAGAACCGCGGUUAUGCAUUCGUCAUGUACACGCAGAAGCAUGAGGCUAAGCGAGCAGUUCGUGAACUCAAUAACUUCGAAAUCCGUCCAGGAAGGUUGCUAGGUGUGUGCUCUAGUGUAGAUAACUGCCGCCUCUUCAUUGGUGGAAUCCCAAAAACCAAGAAACGUGAAGAGAUCCUGGAAGAAGUUUCCAAGGUGACAGAGGGGGUGCUGGAUGUGAUUGUGUACGCCAGUGCUGCGGAUAAGAUGAAGAAUCGAGGCUUUGCCUUUGUAGAGUAUGAGUCUCACCGUGCUGCUGCUAUGGCCAGAAGAAAGCUCAUGCCAGGGCGAAUUCAGCUCUGGGGUCACCAGAUUGCAGUUGACUGGGCAGAACCUGAGAUCGACGUUGACGAGGAUGUGAUGGAAACAGUGAAAAUUCUGUAUGUGCGCAACCUGAUGAUAGAGACCAGUGAAGAUACUCUACACCAAACCUUCAGCCAGUUCAAUCCUGGGUGUGUCGAACGGGUCAAAAAAAUCCGAGACUAUGCCUUUGUUCACUUCGCCAGUCGAGAAGAUGCGGUGAUUUCUAUGGACAACCUGAACAACACAGAGAUCGAAGGUUCCCGCAUCGAAGUAACCCUGGCCAAGCCUGUGGAUAAGGAGCAGUACACCCGCUAUCAGAAAGCAUCGAAGGGAACACCGGCUGCGGCUGCAGCUGUGGCUGCGGCUGCAGCUGCGGCUGCGACAACUACUGACAACAGCCAACAAAGUUAUGUGUAUCAGUGUGACCCAUAUACACUCGCCUAUUAUGGCUAUCCCUACAGCACACUCAUUGGACCCAACCGAGACUACUUCAUCAAAGCAGGUACUGUAAGAGGCCGUGGCCGUGCUGGGGCCGUUAAUAGGGGCCCAGGGCCCCGCGGCUCAUACCUUGGUGGCUAUUCAGCUGGCCGAGGCAUUUACAGCCGCUACCAUGAAGGAAAGGCCAAACUGCCGGAUAAGCCUUACGAGAUCAUGACCAAUCUAGAGCUGGCAGCUGUGAACCAAAUGGGCAUGAAGCCUGGCACAAUGGCUCUUCCAGGCCUCUGUGCCCAGUACCCUGCUAUGUUUUCUGCUGCCCCUGCAACUAAGUUAAUGGAGGAAGGGAAGAUGCACCCAGUGGAGCACCUGAUAAAUCCUUUGGCCCUCCAGCAUGACCCCACAGCUGCCUCGGCCACUGCAGCAGUCAUACCUGCGGUCUCCACACCACCACCUUUCCAGGGUCGUCCUUUAACUCCCAUCUAUGCAAUGGCUCAUAAUAUGCAGAGGAUUCCGGCUGGAGCUGCCAGUCUGUAUGGAGCCGGUUACAUGCCUAUCGCCACCCACGCCAACACCGCCACGCUGGCAGCGCUGCAGAAGAACGCUGCUGUGGCAGCCGCUGCAACCUAUGGAGGGUACGCUGGGUACUUGCCUCAGGCCUUCCCUGCUGGUGCCACCUUCCAGAUGCCCAUUCACGAUGUAUACCAGACCUACUGAGACACGCACAGCUUCAAUCACAGUGACUUACAAUUACAUCCACCGCGUCGCCACACGCCAUCAGACAUGUACGGCACAACUAUGAGGUCUGCUGGUUAAUUGAACAACGCAGAGUGAAACUGACAUACAACUAAACUAACACAUUCUGACUCGUGUGAAGCUCCCGGAAGCCUUUAGAUUAGAUGCUGCCAGCAAGGAUGUAGAUUUCUGCUAAAUUUAUUCACAACUUUAUCAGCCCCACAUUUAUUAAUCCAGACGUAUGACCUAGACCAAAACCACUUUUAUAUGCUACUGCUUAACUUACCAAGACAGGUAGACUUUUGUGUUCUAAGUUAUGGACUCAAACCCUUCAAUGUGACCAGAACCUCCCCUAUUCUCCCUUUAGAUCGAUAGGAAGCAGUCUGUCAGUUCAGCUUCCUAAAGGAAUUGACAACACUUGCUGAUUUCCAAAGCCAUCACACGACUGAAUGAAUGACAACUCCUGUUCUCGCAUGCUCAUUUGCAUCUUUUAUCAUUCUGCAGAGGUCUUGUAUAUUAGCUGAUUACCAGUACAGAUGUGGACUGACUCCGAGUGAUAUGUUCAUAUGAAGUAAUUCACAAUAAGACUCGCAGAAGAAGCACACCUACUGACAUAUCACUGUCUUCCCCACACACUCCAGCUGAGAAUCACGAGCCAGAGCGUUCCUGUCGGCACACACUCCUAAUAACGCUCCUCUGCAUUCACGGCCACAAGAAUACUGAAGGAACGCUGUAGUAUUUGUGGACUUUAAAAAGAACGUAUUUAAUGCCUCUGUAUGCUUUAGAGCAUUUACUUUUGUUUUAUGAAGAAAAACUGUAAAAUGAACAAACAACUGCUGAGCAGGAACUUCAACAACCACAGAAGUAGAAGAUUGAAAGUGUUUCAUGAAAAUACUGUAUUUUGAGUUUAUAACAUAUAUUUGCAAAAUGCGUUGAAGAUGUCGAAUCUUACUACCAUUGGGUUUCCUGUACAAGAGUCUAUAUGCAAAUACCUACAUUCGUUUUUCCGCCUGAACUGUUUGCUUAUGCAUUUUUAUAUUUAGAUUGUUUUAAGACUGUACUGUUUAAUUGGUUUGAAGAUGUUGUUUUUAUUGUCUAGAGGAUAUUUAGCUUCUCUUAACUGGAAGAUAGACAAACACUGUUUUCAUUCACAUUCUCAGAGGCAAUGUGUUCAAGAAAAAGAAAACUGGAAAUAUAGACGUUUUUCGGUCAGCUGGAUAUAUGCUGGAUAGCAUUUGUUCCCUGUUUACGGGAUAGUUCACCCAAAAAUGAAAAUGCAUAUCUUUGCAAACCUGUAUACCGUAACUUUCUUUGGUGAAACAUCAAAGACGCUCUCCAUGCAGUUGAAGUCAACGGUAACCAAAACGUUUAGGUUACUAAGAUCUACUUUUGUGUUCUGCGAAAGAAAGUAAGUCAUGCAGGUUUGCAAUGACACAAAUAAAUUAUUUUCAUUGAUUUGCAUAAUUUUCAUUUUUGUGUAAAUUAUCCCUUUAAUGUGUUUUAAAUGCACAAACUGGACUGACAAAAAAAGUAGAUGGGUUGAAGAUGCAGCAUUAUUUAUGAUGACUUAGUUCUGCUUGAUUGCACUGGUUGUGUUUGUCGAUGACCAACCCUUAUUUUUCAGACCACUACUGUGAUUCCAAGCAUUCAGUCCUGUGAAGUCUUAUGUGCAUCAUUAGGAGAGCACAGGCUCCCUCAUAUCCGCUUUUGUGCCAUUAAUACAAAUUACACCUGAAGUAAUGUCCCAUUUAUCACUGAACCAGUUAUGUUCAUGUUGUUUAUUAAUGGUCUUGAGUUGCAGACCUUGAGUUGCAGAAUAAAAUCAGGUUAA